UCUUUUUGAAGUACGGAAAACUCUGGUUGUAAUGGAUGAUAACAAAUUAUUACAAAAAUUAUCUCAAAAUUUACUUGAAAUUUUAGAUGAUAAUGAAUAUUAUGAUAUUACUGUUGAAGUUGGUGAUGACCCUCAUGUAAAAAUAUUCCGUGCUCAUAUGGUUAUUUUAAAUUAUCGUUCUUCUUAUUUACGGAGAAUUUUAUCAACAAAUAAAAGGAAAGAUGAUAGUACUUUAACGCAUAUUAAAUUAUCAAAUAUUUUACCUGAAACUUUUCAAAUCAUCUUAAGUUAAGGAUAACUUGAAAAUUCUGAAUUAUAAUUGAUUCUUUUAUUUUAAUUUUUUUUAUUUAAUAUUUAUUAAUUUUCUUUUUUUUUUUUAAGAUAUAUAUAUGGAGGAAGCCUUUCUUUAGAGGAAUAUAAUAUUUCAGACAUUGUUAAUAUCUUGAUUAGUGCUAGUGAACUUAGUCUUCAGGAAUUAACCAUACACUUACAAUCAUU
This is a messenger RNA of Rhizophagus irregularis DAOM 181602=DAOM 197198, 498 nucleotides long. The record is from RefSeq and is a predicted model, not a curated record. Lineage: Eukaryota; Fungi; Glomeromycota; Glomeromycetes; Glomerales; Glomeraceae.